CUGUGAGACCGGUUGUGUUAAAAAAUUCGUAUAACUCUUUUCACCGUUAUUCGUUUUUGUUGCGAUUUCGAGUAGCUGUAGCUAAGUACAUCCCCCACCGUCAGUUCAUGACGAAACUGCUUAGUGAACACAAGUUCGUGUAUUUUUGUUCUACCCUGGUGUGUGAGACCGUGAGUCACCGUUUGUAUGCCAGCCCCAGCGUAUGUAUGAUCUUUACAAUAAGAUAUUGUCAAAGAUCCAAGCUGCCAGUCCGAGUUUACUGCAUUGCCCUGCGAGUCUCCGAAUUAUUAUAGAACAAUCUAUAGAAAUGAAUGCACCAUUGUUUCUUAUACCCAUUGCAUUCGACACAAGUUUUAACAAUGUAGACCCGGAUAGCAUUUCCCAAUGUUUGGAGAAAAUUGGAACUGAUAAAGAUACUAUAAGGCAAAUUCAUUAUUUAUUUAACGAUGGUUCCCGUCGAAUUUGCUCCUGGAACAAAAUCUGGCAAUCUUCGGAAAUUAAAGAAAAAUUAGGAAUUGAAAUCUGCCUCUUGAGAGUUAUUUCUCUUUUGGUAUUACAUUAUGUCUUGGAGAAAAUCAAUGUCAAUGCAGAAGAUGGUAUACUUUGGGAAGGAAAAGAGCUGCACUAUUUGAUUUUUGAAGAUCAAAUUUGUCUUAUGGCAAAAACAGUUGCUGCAAUCCAGUCUAAAGUCGAGCAAGUGGCACUGCAUGCAUGUGAAGCAGGCCUAAAAAUCGACAAAGAAGAAACCAAGGUUAUGCGUAUUUCAACCAACAACACCACACCUGUCAAGCUAAAAGAUGUGAUAUUAAGAGAUGUUGGCGAGAUUUGUUACCUCGGCAGCAUUUUUAGCAAAAAUGUAGGCAUAUCUGCUGAUGUGACAAAAGGCAUGCUGACGGCUAAAAAUAAUUUCAGCAUAUUUCGAAGAUAUUUGAAAUCUUCGAAGUAUUCGACCGAGGAAAAGAUGAAAUUUUUUAAUAGGUUUAUAAAGUCGGGAUUACUUUAUGGCUGUGAGACGUGGAUUGAACCCAAAAGGGAGACGAAGAGGCUGCAAAAAUUCAUAAAUAAUUGCCUGAGAGUAAUGUUACAAACACGCGUGGCCCAUCAAAGAGAGCUCCUCACUAGGUGCAAUGAAGAUCCACAAUUAUCUCCGCAAAGAGUUUCCAGUGGAAUCCACAAGGCAAGAGAAACAACGGACGUCCAAAGUUUACCUUGAAGAGAACUGUUGAAGAUAGAUUGGAAAAAAUUGGACCCACCUGGCCUGAUUUGAUACGUUUGUCACAAGCUCCUCAUGUUUGGAAAUAGUUUCUAGAUGUGUAUAUUCACGGUUAUGCCAAUAAGAAAACAGUUGAACAAUUUCUUCAGGUGGAAAAUAAUGAAAACGAAGACAAUUGAACAAAAUAUAUGGAAAUAUAUAUUUUUUACUCACUUUUUUGCCACUUUAUACUGUAAUAACUUUAUACUCUAUUAACUCUUUUAUAUUCAACUAAAUGGAUAAUAUAUUUAAAUUUUGUAACACUUAUAAUACAGCAGACCACACAUAUGAGCACAAAAAACUAUCUGUGAGAUACCAUGCCAUUUUUCGUAUUUUCGGCAGAAAAAAUUAUUUUCCCAAAAAAAAAAAAAAAAAAACAAGUUCAGAUACAAUUUUUUUACACCAAAUCUGAAAUAAUUCUCAGAAUAAUUUUAUAUGAGAAUAUUCACCAAACUUUAAUUGGUGAAAAACGCUCAUAAAACACAUCUUAACGACAUUUUGCGGCAUCUUUAAUACCUCAUCAGACACAAAACUAUUGGUCGUACUAGAAACUAGAUAAAAUAGUAUGAUAGUAACACUGAGACAGACUAGCCUAUUCCUACUAGAAAAAAUACCUGAAGAUGAUUACUGAAGGUAAUCGAAAUAUCGGAAUCAAAAUAUAGGACACAUAAAAAUAAUAUUUCUCUUUUAAUGACCUAAUGUGAAAUUAUCAGGAAACAAAUGAAUACAAUUUAACAGUUCGCCAACUAUUCACAAUAACGACAAAAAAAAAACAAAUUUUAAUGAGUUUCUUAUAAGUGUGGUCUACCGUUUAAAGCUUUUUC
This is a messenger RNA of Musca domestica (house fly), 2076 nucleotides long. RefSeq lists its product as uncharacterized. The record is from RefSeq and is a predicted model, not a curated record. The coding region runs from base 203 to 1213 and encodes 336 amino acids. The transcript is spliced from 2 exons. Lineage: Eukaryota; Metazoa; Arthropoda; Insecta; Diptera; Muscidae.